Medicago truncatula (barrel medic) is the source of this 1805-nucleotide messenger RNA. RefSeq names its product protein pleiotropic regulatory locus 1. The coding region runs from base 96 to 1538 and encodes 480 amino acids. The record is from RefSeq and is a predicted model, not a curated record. The transcript has 17 exons. Gene Ontology annotation, cellular component: Prp19 complex; precatalytic spliceosome; catalytic step 2 spliceosome. Gene Ontology annotation, molecular function: protein binding. Gene Ontology annotation, biological process: mRNA splicing, via spliceosome. Lineage: Eukaryota; Viridiplantae; Streptophyta; Magnoliopsida; Fabales; Fabaceae.
AAAUUUCAAUUGUUUGGCUUCGUUCCCUCUCCUCCUAUUAUCAUUUUACGCUCUGCAAUUAGGAAUUAAACCCUAAACCAGAAAACCUCGUCGUAAUGGAGGCAAUAGAACCAGUUGAACCCCAAUCCCUAAAAAAGCUUAGCUUCAAAUCCCUUAAACGUGCCCUCGAUCUCUUCUCUCCCGUUCAUCAACAACUCCCUCCUCCUGAUGCCGAAAGCAAGAAAAUUCGUGUCAAUUACAAGGUACAUGUUGAGUAUGGUGGAAUUAAAAGUACCGCUCAACCUUCCCAGCAGACAAAUUCUGCUACACAGAAUCACUCUCAACAAGCAGGGUCUUCUAACGUGCUUGCUCUUCCAGGUCCAGGAGAUUCCAAGGAUCUCCAGAAAGGAGGGGCCCACAAUGCUUUGGUUGUUGGUCCAUCUAUGCCAUCCACUGCUACGAAUGGUCUUGGUUUUCAGGGCAAAAAUACAGUAGUUGUUUCUACCUCUGGCUCAUCUGAAAGGAAUUUCUCAACAUCCGCUUUGAUGGAAAGAAUGCCAAGUAAAUGGCCACGACCUGUGUGGCAUGCACCAUGGAAAAACUACAGGGUCAUCAGUGGUCACUUAGGAUGGGUGAGAUCUGUUGCAGUUGAUCCCAGUAAUACAUGGUUUGCUACUGGUUCUGCAGAUCGAACUAUCAAGAUAUGGGACUUGGCAAGUGGUGUUUUAAAGCUCACAUUAACAGGUCACAUUGAACAAGUAAGAGGCCUUGCUAUUAGCCACAAACAUACCUACAUGUUUUCUGCUGGUGAUGAUAAACAAGUUAAAUGUUGGGAUCUUGAACAGAAUAAGGUUAUUAGGUCUUAUCACGGUCAUCUGAGUGGUGUUUAUUGCUUGGCUAUUCAUCCCACAAUUGACAUUUUACUGACUGGAGGACGUGAUUCUGUCUGCCGGGUCUGGGACAUACGCAGUAAAAUGCAGAUUCAUGCUCUUUCAGGUCAUGAGAACACUGUCUGCUCUGUGUUUACACGGCCAACGGACCCUCAAGUUGUCACUGGUUCUCACGAUUCUACAAUCAAGAUGUGGGACCUUAGAUAUGGUAAAACAAUGUCAACUCUUACAAACCAUAAAAAGUCUGUUCGAGCAAUGGCUCAGCAUCCUAAAGAGCAAGCUUUUGCAUCUGCAUCAGCUGAUAAUAUUAAAAAGUUCACCCUUCCAAAAGGAGAAUUUUGUCACAAUAUGCUCUCUCAACAGAAAACUAUUAUCAAUGCAAUGGCUGUCAAUGAGGAGGGUGUUAUGGUUACCGGAGGUGACAAUGGCAGUAUGUGGUUCUGGGAUUGGAAGAGUGGUCACAAUUUCCAGCAAUCUCAAACAAUUGUACAACCUGGUUCACUGGACAGUGAAGCUGGUAUUUAUGCUUUAACCUAUGAUGUCACGGGCACGAGGCUUAUAUCAUGUGAAGCAGACAAGACCAUAAAAAUGUGGAAAGAAGAUGACAAUGCCACUCCAGAAACACAUCCCCUCAACUUCAGGCCUCCUAAAGACAUCCGUCGAUUCUAGUUACGCGGUCCUAUUCGGUCGUGUAAUGCACAUUUUGAUUAGAUGUUCUGUUACUUGGAGGUCUUGAUGUACAAUUAUUUAGUCACACUUCUCUUUGUAACAUACUUUUCUCAUCUUUUUUGUACCAUUGUACUGCCAAUAGUAUUAAUCAUACAAUUAACUUUAGACGUCUAAAGAAUGAAUCUCCAAGUUUGUUGACAUAAUAAUCUCACAAACUUCUAGCUGUGAGUAUCCAAGUGAUUUAUGUGACUCCUGUAUUAAUUUAAA